CAUGGAGGCUUUCCCGUGGGCGCCCCGCUCGUCCCGCCGCGGCCGCGCCCCCGCGCCCAUGGCGCUCGUGCCCAGUGCCCGCUACGUGAGCGCCCAGGGCCCGGCGCACCCUCAGCCCUUCAGCUCGUGGAACGACUACCUGGGGCUCGCCACACUCAUCACUAAGGCAGUGGACAGCGAGCCGCGCUUCGACUGCGCCCGCAGCGGAGACGGCGGCGGAGGCGGUGGCUCCCCGCCCUCCUCCCCCUCCUCGUCCUGCUGCUCCCCCCACGCGGGGGCCGGGCCCGGGGCGCUGGGGCCGGCGCUGGGGCCGCCCGACUAUGACGACGACGACGACGACAGCGACGAGCCGGGGUCCCGAGGCCGCUACCUGGGGGGCACGCUGGAGCUGCGCGCACUAGAGCUGUGCGCUGGCCCCGCCGAGGCCGGGCUGCUGGAGGAGCGCUUCGCCGAGCUGAGCCCGUUCGCUGGGCGCGCUGCAGCCGUGCUGCUGGGCUGCGCGCCCGCUGCCACCGCCGAGGUGGCGCAGCGCGAAGAGCGGGCCCCGGCGUGGGUGGCCGAGCCUCGGCUGCACGCCGCCUCCGGCGCGGCCGCCACCCGACUGCUCAAGCCCGACCUGCAGGUGUGCGUGUUCUGCCGGAAUAACAGGGAGGCGGUGGCGCUCUACACCACCCACAUCCUGAAGGGACCCGACGGGCGAGUACUGUGCCCCGUGCUGCGCCGCUACACGUGUCCCCUGUGCGGCGCCAGCGGCGACAACGCGCACACCAUCAAGUACUGCCCGCUCUCCAAAGUGCCACCGCCGCCCGCCGCCCGCCCGCCGCCGCGCAGCGCCAGAGACGGCCUGCCCGGCAAGAAGCUGCGCUGAGAGCCUCGGCGCCGGUCUAUGGCCACCAGGGCCACCGCCCGGCCACUCUCGUGGUCUUCGCACUAUCUUUCCGCCGCUGUCGAGGAGGCGUGGAGCUCAGCAGUUGGCUCAACUUGAGUCGCCGUCUUCGUUUUUCCGAAGCAAGUCGGCCGUACGGAGUACUUUCCUGUUGAAGAUCAGUUGAGACUACACGCUAGAUAUCUUCUCUCGCGUUCCUAGUUUGUGCACAUCCAAACGAUGAAGGCUGGAUGUUUUACUGCAUUAACUGAAAUACAAUUUAGAGGAGCUGUUUACUGUAUACAUCGGCCUGUUUUAGAUGUGCAUCAGUAUGAAAUUGUCUCAAUCUAAUCUUGGAUGUUUAAUUUUAUGAAUGGAGGCACUUUACUAGGUCUAGAAUAUUUUUUUAAAAGCCUCCAUCUAAAACUGGCGAUUUUAUGGAAUGUCGGUAAAAUGAAUUUUAUUGUUUGAAAGAAUAUUUUAGUUGUCCUAAAAAGUUAUUCUAAUUCCAAGUGAGGCAAGCCCCUGGUAGCAUCACUGUUUUGAAAAGUGAAGAUUUAGUAAAUACUUUCCAGUAUUAAUCUGGAUGGGUAGUUCCUCCUUGUGGCUUGUUUCUGUCCUAACUGGAGGUGUAAAAUGCACAAUCUGUAGCAGGUAGAAGCUCUCUAUCCUUUUGUGUACCAGGAUCUUUUAUUAAUGAACUAGCAACUAGCAUUUUUCACCUUUAAAAAUUGUGCCAACUUAUAAUCCUAUUGUGUAUACACUUGGAAAUGGUGCUGUUUAAAGAAUUUGACGUGUGUAUUUAUACAGUUAAUAGUACAUGAAUUCAUUAUAAUCUUGCCUAUAA
Messenger RNA from Manis pentadactyla (Chinese pangolin), 1712 nucleotides. RefSeq names its product nanos C2HC-type zinc finger 1 (gene NANOS1). Gene Ontology annotation, biological process: oogenesis; negative regulation of translation. NCBI's taxonomy places the organism in Eukaryota, Metazoa, Chordata, Mammalia, Pholidota, Manidae. The coding region runs from base 2 to 868 and encodes 288 amino acids. Gene Ontology annotation, molecular function: zinc ion binding; mRNA binding. Gene Ontology annotation, cellular component: perinuclear region of cytoplasm. The record is from RefSeq and is a predicted model, not a curated record. The transcript has a single exon.